Molecule: messenger RNA, 3216 nt
Organism: Danio aesculapii
Lineage: Eukaryota; Metazoa; Chordata; Actinopteri; Cypriniformes; Danionidae
Gene: rnf145b
Product: ring finger protein 145b
Cellular component (GO): endomembrane system; endoplasmic reticulum
Molecular function (GO): ubiquitin protein ligase activity
Source: RefSeq, a predicted model, not a curated record
UGUAAUGGCUGCUGGAUGGACCAAGUGAAUUUAGAUGCUCCGUCACUUCUGCUUUUAUAUUGUCCACAAUAAACGAAUAACGCGGAGAAGUUGGACCUAAAAAUGAUUUAUAUUUAUCCACAGGCGCACACAAAGACGAAAUCUAACAGCGUGAAGUGAUUGGACAACAUUUAAGGUUGAGGCCUGUCAUGCCCUGCUGGUCAUGGCGAUGAAGGCCCGUUAUGGAGUCGGUACUGAACGUGGGUCUACGGAUCCCAGCAUCAUGUUGCUGGAGGUGCUGUACCGAUGGGACGUCAGCUCCUUCUUCCAGAAGAUCCAGAGGAGUAGUCUCAACAAUAACCCCUUAUUCCAGUACAAAUAUAUAGCCCUGUACUUGCAUUAUGUUGGUUACAUCCUCAGUCUGGUUCUGUUGACAUUACCACGACAACACUUGGUGCAGCUCUACCUUUACGUGCUCACAGCACUUCUGCUCUUCGCUGGACACCAGCUCUCCAGGGAUUAUGUCCGUGGAGAGCUGGACUCUGGUUACGAGGGACCUCUCUACCUGGAGCCUCUGUCUAUGAACCGUUUUACCACAGCGCUCAUCGGUCAGGUCGUGGUUUGUACACUGUGUUCCUGUGUCAUGCAGACCAGACAGAUCUGGCUGUUUUCUGCACACCUGCUCCCCUUAGUGGCUAGACUAUGCCUUGUGCCCCUGGAGACGAUUGUCUUUAUCAACCGCUUUGCUAUGAUCUUCACUGGUCUGGAGGUCCUCUACUUCAUUGCAUCCAAUUUGCUGGUGCCGUACAAUCUGGCCAAAACUGCCUACAGAGAGCUAGUGCAGGUGGUGGAAGUAUAUGGUUUGCUAGCUCUGGGCAUGUCUCUGUGGAAUCAGCUGGUUCUGCCUGUUCUUUUUAUGUGCUUCUGGUGGUGCUAUUUGCACUUCAGAUACACCUACUUCAGCACACGGGACCAGCCCCCCUCCAGAGAGAUGCUCUUCCUGUUUCUCACCAGUAUUGCUGAGUGCUGUAGUACUCCCUACUCACUCCUGGGACUUGUCUUUACUGUUUCCUUUGUGGCGCUGGGUGUCUUGACCCUAUGCAAAUUCUACUUACAAGGCUACAGAGCUUUCAUGAAUGACAAUGCCAUGCAUAGGGGCAUGACAGAGGGUAUCACUCUGCUAAUUUUGGCAGUUCAGACUGUUAUUGAGCUACAGGUCAUUCAUAGAGCAUUCCUCCUCAGCAUCAUUCUCUUUAUUGUGGUGGCCUCCAUUCUGCAGUCCAUGUUGGAGAUUGCUGACCCCAUAGUUUUGGCACUAGGCGCCUCUAGAGACAAGAGUCUGUGGAAGCACUUCCGAGCAGUUAGUCUUUCUUUCUUACUGGUCUUUCCUGCUUACAUGGCUUACAUGAUCUGCCAGUUCUUCCGCAUGGACUUCUGGCUGCUCAUUAUCAUCUCCUCCAGCAUCCUCACAUCAUUGCAGGUUCUUGGUACUCUACUUAUCUAUGUCCUCUUCAUGGUGGAGGAGUUUCGUAAGGCUCCGGUUGAGAACAUGGAUGAAGUCAUCUAUUAUGUCAAUGGAACCUACCGGCUCCUAGAGUUCCUGGUUGCAGUCUGCGUCGUGGCCUAUGGUGUUUCUGAGACCCUGUUUGGAGAAUGGACUGUUAUGGGCUCCACCAUUAUUCUUGUUCACUCCUACUAUAACGUGUGGCUAAGGGCCCAGCUGGGCUGGCAGAGCUUCCUGUUGCGCAGAGAUGCCGUUCAUAAGAUCCAAAGCAUGCCCACUGCUUCCACAUUACAACUCCAGCAGCAUAAUGACAUCUGUUCCAUGCUUUUCCAGGAUAUGAAGUCUGCUGUCAUUACGCCAUGCAGCCACUUUUUCCACGCUGCCUGCUUAAAGAAGUGGCUUGUGCAGGAGACAUGUCCUUUAUGCCAUGGCCAGCUCAAAAGCCAACUGCAGCCAACUAUCUCUUCAGGCGAUCCCACCCAAGGUACUCCAGCCAAUCAGAACCCAGAAGAGGUAGAGCAGGAGCAGAGUCAACCACAGGUUGAGUUGAAAACUGAGGAAGGCACCCAAGCAGAGGAAAUGAAAACUUCAACCGAGCAGAAGCUUGGAAUGGACUUGCUAUCUCAGAGCUUGAAAAUCCAACCCAAAGAAUGUGACUUAGUGGGGGGCAGUGCAGGCACAGCUGGCAAUUUGGAGGGUGAUGAUGAUGAUGAUCAUAGUUCAUGCAGCACAUCAGAUGUCCAUUGCACUUCUUGAGCACACCGUUAGAUAUGGGUAACACACACUUCAUAUUGCCAAUGCUGAGGACUUUAGUCGAUGGUUAAAGGGAUAGUUCACCCUGGAUAAAAGUUCUGUUAUUGUUUACUUGCACUCAUAACUUUACAACCCUUUUUGUCUUUUUAACAUGAUGAACAGUGGACAAAAGCGGUUACUGGAAAUCUUAUUAUGAGUGUUUUUAUAUAAUAUAAUCAUUGGAAUGAACUAUCCUUUUUGGCCUGAUCACUACUAGUCUGUCAGUCAAUAGAUCUACUUGCUUGCUUUUAUAUGAUCUGUUCACAUUAUUGCUGGUCAAAAGACAUUUCAGAAUAUCACACUACAGAGCAGAACUUGGUUGCUACACAUUUUUCAUUGGUAAAACUGAAUCCAGGUCUUAUUUCCUUUGAUCUGUUUGGCAUAAGUAUGCUCAGAUUCACAAUAUGUGUGUGACAAUUAAAUCAAGAAGCAUUUUUCUCAGUUCUAGUGUUGGUGUAGGUAACAGCAUUUUUCCAUGUUAGGGGACAGAGCAGUUUUCAGUAUUUGCCCAGUAGACCAUUCUAGCCAUUGAGGUAAGGCAUUCAUCUUUUGCUAUGCUAUGCUGUCUGAUUUAGAUCUGUAAAAAUAAGAAAUUUGAAGUGUAUCAAUUUUACCCCCAGAUGAGCCACUAAGAAUCCAAAACCUUGCUGAGUGAAACUGAGGAAUGUUAUUUAAAGUGCCACUGAGCCAUUUCAUAUGUUUUAUCACGGUAAGCCUCUUGUUAUUUACAAGUUUUAAUGGAACGUCUGAAGCCAAGCAAAAAAAAAUUUCCAUGUAUUUUUGCCCCUAUUUACCAUGUGUCAAAAAUAAGUAGCUGAUGGUUAAGUUGUUUUGGCAGUUGGCUUGAUUCCUGGAAGGGAGCAUUUUGGAAAGCCUAUUGUCGACUACAUAGACUAAACCUGUUUUAUGGUUUAAAUGGAGAUUUAGUGAGUAGACAAUCA